UAAGUCAGUAGUUAAUUACAAACAUCGGCCGCGUCAACAUCUGCUCGAAAGUAAUCCGAAUAAUAGGGUGCGCGUUAAUCCGAAAUCUAUGCUAUUAAAAGAUAAAAGAACACUCAGUUGCAAUGUGCCGGUAUAUCUUGAUAAUUGCCCUGGGCCUCGGGUGUCUGUCGAGUAGCAGUGGUGCUGCAGCAAAUAAUCGUUUACGUUGCGACCGACCGGGAGAUUUGCCAAAUGGAUCGUUUCGUCUAAAACGAACCUUCAUGAGAGCAUUUUGCAACAACGGCUAUCAAUUGCAAGGACUAAGAACGAUCGGUUGCGUGCAUGGAAAGUGGGAUGGUGAAAAACCUGUGUGCGCAAAAAAAGGAUGUGGAAAAGAUUUAGACCUGCCUGAUAAUGGACGAUUACAGUAUGAAUCCGAUCUAAAAGCAAUUCUCUACUGCAUGGAAAAUUACAUUGUGGCAGGAAAUAGACACGCAUAUUGCAAUGGAACACACUGGGAUCGGCCUCUGGGAACCUGUCGGCAACGAACUGGUAAAGUAUCGCACGAAUGUGAUUUCGAAACCGACGAUGUUUGUGGUUGGACCUAUGAACCGAUGGAGAAUUUAGAAUGGAAACGAGUGGCAGCUGCCAAUGCAUUCACAUCGUUUAAGUCGGGACCUCGUACGGAUCACACUACCAUGACACACAACGGUGGCCACUACAUGUUGAUGGAAAGUCUCAUCCGGCAGGAUAUGCCAGUAACUUUGAUGUCUCCGAUCUACGACAGGGAACUGUCAUUGAAAACCGCAUGUUGCUUCCAGUUCCAUUAUUAUAUGUAUGGUGCAGGUGUGGGAACUUUGCUGGUUGUGGUGAAGCCAUUGUCGAUGAGUUUGGAUGAGAUUCUGCUUAGCGAUGAUGAACGAUCCACACUAAUUAAAUUUGAGAGAAAUGGAAAUCAGAACAACGCCUGGAAUGAAGCCCAUUUUAGCAUUGAAGAAUUGGAAGAAGAUUUUCAAAUAGUUUUUGUAUCCAAGGCCGGGCGUAAUCAUCUCAGCGAUAUUGCGGUGGACGAUGUUCGUCUUAUGACAGGAGACGAGUGUAAGGCCUUGGAUAAAAACAAUGAUGACACAAUGUCCAAUGAGGAAUACGAUACAACAACAUAUCAGUCCAUAUUUGAUAUGCAGUCUUGUGCCAAUCGAUGUUUUAAGACCAGCGGCAUAGGAAUAUUGAGUGAUUCGGGUCAUCUUAUGGGUUUGUGCAGUUGUUCUGCCGACUGCGAGGAGUUAGACACCUGCUGUCCUGAUUUUAAGAGCUUGUGUCUCACAGAAUUGUUUGAGCAGACCACAAUUGAAUCAUCGCAAAAUGGUAAUGACUCUCAGUUCACUGAAAUCACAAUUACACCUACAGCAACUCCAAGUACAACAAUACCGACAACAACAACUGCAAAAGUUGUUCCAACAACGACAACAACCACAACUAGUACUACCACAGUGAAACCUACAACAACUACGCCGAAAACUACCACAGCAAAACCGACUCCAUCCACUACAACUAGAAAGACUACACCAUCAACUACGACCACCCGCAAAACAACACCUUCUACCACUACCACCAGGAAGACAACACCAACAACCACUACAACGACAACCACAACAACAACUACUACUACUACAAAAAGGCCAACUCCCACUACAAUAAGGACCAGCAAAGCCACAACAUCAACAACAACUACCACAACAAUUCGCCCUACAUCUACAACAACUACUAAUAAACCCCAAAAACCCACCGAAACAACAACGCCCCAUGCUCAAGUCCCUGAAGCACCCAUUGUUAAAACGCCCACACAAAAACCAUCUAUGGCUCCAAAAACCUACGUCAUUGACAACGAAACUCAUGACGAAGCUCCCCAUCAUGGCUCGAUCGCAAUGCUAUGUAUAUUCUUUGCAGUCAUAAUCGUAUUAAUUGUUAGCCUAGCGUAUCGGAGGUACGGCGAUCGGGCCGCUGCGUGGUACAUGAUUCGCUUUAGCAAACGGAAUUGCGGAGACGACGGCACACCUGUAGCCACGACAUUAAACGGCACGACAACGGCUGUUACUAAAAAGAGCGAAACAAAUAUGAGAACCAAACCAAAAAAGAAGUCUCGCGGGUAUUCUGAAGAUUUCACACGACCGCUAGUCGAUGAUGAUGACGAUGCAGACAAUGAUGAGAAUUAUCCCAUUAACGGGAAUAUAGUCUUAAAGAAUCACACAUAUACUGAAUUAUAACAUUAAAAUAAAAAAAGUAUGUAUAAUAAAUUGAUUAUUCUAAUUAAA
Musca domestica (house fly) is the source of this 2291-nucleotide messenger RNA. Its product is annotated as serine-rich adhesin for platelets. The coding region runs from base 123 to 2243 and encodes 706 amino acids. The transcript is spliced from 7 exons. NCBI's taxonomy places the organism in Eukaryota, Metazoa, Arthropoda, Insecta, Diptera, Muscidae. Gene Ontology annotation, biological process: nervous system development. The record is from RefSeq and is a predicted model, not a curated record. Gene Ontology annotation, cellular component: membrane.